Molecule: messenger RNA, 912 nt
Organism: Peronospora belbahrii
Lineage: Eukaryota; Oomycota; Peronosporomycetes; Peronosporales; Peronosporaceae
Source: the annotation of a GenBank genome assembly
AUGACGGAAUGUGCAAUUAUUGGCUGGAAUAUUCAACAACUUCUAGGCUCGUCCGUAGCUUUGGAAUUGCUCUUUGGACUGCCACGAUGGUUUGGAUAUCUACUUACUGGAGUAAAUACAUUUAUACUCUUAUCAUUUCAUGGACAAGGAGAUUCAGGUCGAUUCCUUGAGCUCGUUAUCUUGCUCUUGUUGAUUCUCAUGUCCAUGUGUUUCUUUGUGGAGUUUACAAUGAGUGAACCUCAUGCUAUUGAAAUUGUAAACGGAUCAUUGAUGGAGAUAAAGAUGGAGAGACAACAGGUAAUGCAAGUACUGUCGAUGUUUGGUGGUAGUAUACUACCUCAUAGUCGAUUUCUACAUUCGGCAUUAAUACAAGAGAGAAGACACACUGAGACGAGAAUCUCAGUGAGAGAUAUCAAGGAAGCAAAUUUUUAUUUUGGAUUGGAAACAGUCAUGGCGUUAUGUCUGACCUUCUUGGUCCAUGGAGCAAUUGUUUCUGCUUUUGCAAGCAGUUUCUUUAGCACUCAGUGUUAUGGACUAAGUAAUCAACCCGUUUCAAGUUUGUAUGGAAAAGACAUUCAGAUAUCGUGUAUUAUUGCAAAAGCGGCAUUGAGCUGGGUAGUUACAAUGCUGUUGUGUAGUGUUCACUACACGCUCGCGUACGAUAUUCUUCGCAAGCACCUUCCCGAUCAUUUGUCAACAAAUACAUCGUUUGGCCUAUUUAUCAUCGCGGGCCUCUAUAUCUCGCUGCUGCUGUAUUUGCUGCUAGUUUACCCAUCAGAAAGAGUGCGUUCACACAACGUUGUGAUUUCAUCAGCAUUUGAUGCAGUCGUUCAGUCUGAAAAGAAAAGUAAACGUGCCGAUAGUGACGAGGAGCCUCUACUGGAGCCACUGGAGCCUAAUAUCAUUGCAUGA